UGUACUCAGGCAUGUGUACCCAGAUCUUUAAGGAGGAAACAGGGAUCACUCUUGGUACCAUGUACUGCUUCGUUCACUUGAGCAUUCAAGAGUUUAUUGCUGCCCUUUAUGCACAUCUGUUUCUAGAAAUCAACAAGAAAUAUGUGUUUGAUCAAGACUCUACAGAACAGGAAAACAAAAGUGAAACCAUGAUUGAUUUGCUCAAGACUGCAGUGGACAAGGCACUAGAGAGUGAUAAUGGACACCUGGAUCUUUUUCUUCGUUUCCUCCUUGGUUUGACACUCCAGUCCAAUCAGAGACUCUUACAGGGUCUGUUGACACAUAAAUAUAGAAAUGAGCAGAGCAAAGAGGAAAUAGUUCAGUACAUCAAGCAGAAAUUAGAGUCUAAUCUGUCUCCAGAGAGAUCCAUCAAUCUGUUCUACUGUCUGAAUGAACUGAACGACCAAACUCUGGUGGAAGACAUUCAGACCCACCUUAGCAAAGGAAGUCUCUCAUCUGCUGAUCUGUCACCUGCCCAGUGGUCUGCUUUGGUCUUUGUGUUGUUGACAUCAGAGGAGGAGCUGGAAGAGUUUGAGCUUCAGAAAUUCAAGAAAUCAGACGAGUGUCUCAUUAGAUUAUUACCAGUCAUCAAAACCUCUAAAAGAGCUCUGUUAAAUGAUUGUGGCUUAACUGACAAAAGCUGUCCAGCUCUGGCUUCAGUUCUUGGAUCAGAUACCAAUCUGAAAGAGCUGAACAUGAACAAUAAUAAUCUGCAGGAUUCAGGAGUGAAGCUGCUCUGCACUGGAUUGAAGAAUAUUAACUGCAAAUUAGAGACACUGAGUCUGAAGAACAACUGUAUCACAGAAGGAGGUUGUCAUGUUCUGGCUGCAGCUCUAAAUUCAAACCCUUCAAAUCUGACAGAGCUGGAUCUGAGUGAGAAUAAAUUAGGAAACCCAGGAAUGAAGAUCAUCUCGACUCUGUUGGAAAAUGUACAGUGUAAACUGGAAAAGCUGAAGUUAAACUGCAUCAGUAUUACAGAUGAAGGUUGUGCUGCUCUGGCAUCAGCGUUUAAUUCAAACCUCAGAGAGCUGGAUCUGAGCAGGAAUCAAAUAGGAAACUCUGGAGUGACAGAAAUCUCCAGUCUGCUGAGAAAUUCACAGACACUACAGAUACUCAGGUCUGAAUUUGGUUAAU
Carassius auratus (goldfish) is the source of this 1173-nucleotide messenger RNA. RefSeq names its product NACHT, LRR and PYD domains-containing protein 3-like. The record is from RefSeq and is a predicted model, not a curated record. NCBI's taxonomy places the organism in Eukaryota, Metazoa, Chordata, Actinopteri, Cypriniformes, Cyprinidae. The transcript has 4 exons. The coding region runs from base 12 to 1172 and encodes 386 amino acids. Gene Ontology annotation, molecular function: protein binding.